This is a messenger RNA of Aspergillus pseudotamarii, 1906 nucleotides long. Its product is annotated as CaiB/BaiF CoA transferase family protein. The coding region runs from base 259 to 1605 and encodes 448 amino acids. The transcript has 6 exons. Lineage: Eukaryota; Fungi; Ascomycota; Eurotiomycetes; Eurotiales; Aspergillaceae. Gene Ontology annotation, molecular function: catalytic activity. The record is from RefSeq and is a predicted model, not a curated record.
CGGCUCCCCGCUCGGCGCUAAAGGCGGAAAUGCAUGCUUAAUCGACCUCGGCUUUUGGAGUUCGAUCUCGUCAAGCUAUCGGCGAACUGCCCGAAUGAAAUGAGAGAAAAACAUCUCCAAUCGAGCUCCGGUCCCGGUCCCGGUCCGCGGACAGUACAUGAUAUACAUGCCUGAUAACCCCAACUUUACAUGACGUGGAAUCUGAUCCAACCUUCCUCUCUUCGUGGAAUCCAUAUGUACCGCUUCAAUUGAACGACAAUGAACGUCACGUUGAAGUUGCACCAGGCUGUUAUCGCCCGUCGGCCAGCGCUUCGUUGGUCGAGCUCGGUUCUCCGCCGCACCACAGCUCCAUGGCGCACAUACUCCAGUACACCGGCGGACGAUACGCUGCCCUUGAAGGGCGUUCGGGUACUUGAUAUGACGAGGGUUUUGGCUGGUCCAUACUGUACGCAGAUUCUGGGAGAUUUAGGAGCAGAUGUUAUUAAAAUUGAACACCCGGUGCGGGGCGAUGACACUCGCGCCUGGGGACCGCCAUACGCCAAAUACCAGGAUGAGUCGCGACAAGGUCCUGGCGAAAGCGCAUAUUAUUUAGGUGUCAACCGCAACAAGAAAUCCUUAGGACUGUCGUUUCAACACAAGUCGGGCGUGGAGAUCCUGCACCGCCUUGCGAAAGAAUGCGACGUUCUCGUCGAGAACUACCUCCCCGGAAGUCUGAAGAAAUAUAAUAUGGACUACGAAACCCUGCGGGAGAUUAACCCCAAGCUGAUCUACGCGAGUAUCACCGGAUACGGCCAGACGGGCCCGUACAGUAACCGGGCUGGGUACGAUGUCAUGGUCGAGGCGGAGAUGGGCUUGAUGCAUAUCACUGGGGCCCGGGAUGGGGAUCCGGUGAAGGUGGGUGUAGCGGUUACGGAUUUGACGACGGGAUUAUAUACAUCUAAUGCGAUCAUGGCGGCGCUGCUGGCUCGCAUGCGGACAGGUAAGGGUCAACAUAUCGAUGCUUGCUUGAGCGAUUGUCAGGUCGCGACGCUAGCGAAUAUUGCUAGCUCUGCGCUGAUUAGCGGGGAGAAGGAUACUGGAAGAUGGGGGACCGCGCAUCCUUCCAUUGUUCCUUACCGGAGUUAUCAGACGCUGGAUGGAGACAUUCUCUUUGGCGGCGGGAACGACAGACUGUUCGGUGUGCUGUGCGACCGUUUAGGACACCCCGAGUGGAAGACCGAUCCUCGGUUUGUUACCAAUAGUGACCGUGUCAAGCACCGACAGGAGAUCGAUGGCCUCAUCGAGGAGAAAGUCAAACAAAAGACGACGCAAGAAUGGCUGGAGAUCUUGGAAGGCAGCGGGAUGCCAUAUGCCGCCGUCAAUGACAUUCAAGGAACCCUCAACCAUUCUCACGUCCAAGCGCGUGGGAUGGUCACCGAAGUCGAUCAUCCAGCAUGCGGUCCCAUCAAGCUAGUCAACACGCCGAUUAAGUAUUCCCAUGCCACGCCUGGCGUGCGGACGCCGCCCCCAACCCUUGGCCAACACACGGAUGAGAUUCUUGGGGAGAUUCUCGAAUACGGUAAGGAUGACAUUGCUCGUUUGAAGCAAGACGGUGUAGUGUCAUAAAGAGACAACCGGUUUGCCAACCGGCUAGAUGUUACGAGCCGUAAUAUGCGUCGAACUGCAGCGCCUAGGCCUUGCAUCGCUCUGGUACCAGUAGCACCUUUUGUACAUAGAGAUCACAAUGAGUGAAUCAAAAGGCUAGUGAUGAUCAUUUCCGCCCGAAAGCAUGAUUGACAACGAAUUCUUAAAAAGGGAUGAAUCUCGCUUUCCAGGGCGCGGGGGGAUUUUAAUCACGUGACCAUAUAUAAGUUUCAAUCUUUGGGUCCGUCGCAAAGGCGAAUUCUGCGCCGUUCAGGACAGUCGA